GCCUAAAUCGGCCCAAUAGCUAAACCAGACAACCCAAACCGUGUAGCUGGAACAAAACAAAAGAUGACCGUAUCGUUUAAUCACCUCCCUUGAAAUGGCAGCUCUACUCGGUAUCGUCUUCCCGGUGACCUUCCCCGGCCACGGCCAGCUCCCGGUUAAAACGCGACGGAGAUCGGUGGUUAAGUCCUCGAGCUCCUCCGACGAACGUCAGACUCUAUUCAACCGCAUUGCUCCCGUUUACGAUAACCUGAACGAUCUCUUGAGCUUAGGACAACAUCGUAUCUGGAAGAACAUGGCUGUUUCCUGGAGCGGAGCGAGAACAGGAGAUAAAGUUCUCGACUUGUGUUGUGGAAGUGGUGAUUUAGCGUUUCUCUUGUCUGAGAAAGUUGGUUCCAGUGGAAAGGUGAUGGGUUUGGAUUUCUCCUCUGAACAACUAGCUGUUGCAGCUUCUAGACAGAAGCUUAGAGGGAGGUCUUGCUACAGGUGUAUAGAGUGGAUUGAAGGUGAUGCUACUGAUUUGCCAUUUGAUGACUGUGAAUUUGAUGCUAUUACGAUGGGUUAUGGUCUUAGAAAUGUUGUUGAUAGAGAUAGAGCCAUGAGGGAGAUGUGUCGAGUUCUGAAACCAGGUUCGAGAGUAUCCAUACUUGAUUUCAAUAAGAGCAAUCAAUCAGUUACUGCAUUUAUGCAGGAUUGGAUGAUUGACAAUGUAGUUGUCCCUGUGGCUACUCUUUAUGAUCUUGCAAAGGAGUAUGAAUAUCUGAAAUAUUCAAUCAAUGGGUACCUAACAGGAGAAGAGCUGGAGACUCUUGCUUCAGAAGCUGGCUUCUCAAGGGCCAGUCAUUAUGAGAUUAGCGGUGGUUUCAUGGGGAAUUUGGUCGCUGUGAGGUAAACGAAUAGCAUUGGGUGGCACUUCAACUCCAAGAUAAACUCACUGUCUCUGUCUUGAUUUGCUUAAAGAAAAACUCUGUUUUCAAGAUGUUGAAGAUUGUACUGUAAAUGUAAAUGAUUUGUUUAUAUAUCCUUCUUUGGAUGUAUUGAGACUUUUAAAGUCAAAUGUAAUAUGUCAUACCAUUGCACA
This is a messenger RNA of Brassica napus (rape), 1078 nucleotides long. Its product is annotated as 2-phytyl-1,4-beta-naphthoquinone methyltransferase, chloroplastic-like. The coding region runs from base 95 to 889 and encodes 264 amino acids. The record is from RefSeq and is a predicted model, not a curated record. Gene Ontology annotation, biological process: phylloquinone biosynthetic process. Gene Ontology annotation, molecular function: 2-phytyl-1,4-naphthoquinone methyltransferase activity. Lineage: Eukaryota; Viridiplantae; Streptophyta; Magnoliopsida; Brassicales; Brassicaceae. The transcript is spliced from 8 exons.